CCGCCGUCAACAAGUUCUGGCAAGAGAAAUCUCCCGAUCGGCCUCGAGUCGGGCAUAAAUUCAUUUUCCAGUCGUGUUAUUCGCUAACAAGCGCGGACUGCAAAAGGAGCCUCUUUUUUCGAUAAGGCGAUUAGACAUCGGACGAGAUAAAGAUUUUAGUGGAAUUACAGUGUACGAGGCAGCAUGAAGUUCGCGGAGCAUCUGUCCGCACAUAUCACGCCCGAGUGGCGGAAGCAGUACAUCAGCUAUGAGGAAAUGAAGGCAAUGCUGUACACAGCGGUGGAGGAAGCUCCGUCAGAUGAGAGUGUGGAGCCAGAAGUGAUAUCGCGCCACUUUGCGUCCUUCGACGAGGUGUUUUUUACAUUCUGCGAUCGCGAAUUAAAGAAGAUUAAUACAUUUUACUCAGAGAAAUUAGCAGAGGCGACGCGUAAGUACGCAGCUCUGCAAAGCGAGCUGAAAACUGCAGUGGAGCUCCAGCAGGGCAGCGGGAAGAACAAGGGGAAGAGUAGCGCCAAGCCAAUCUUGCCUGCCAGGAAGCUCAGGGAUCUGAAGCUUGCGUUCUCGGAAUUUUACCUCUCUCUGAUCCUCUUGCAGAACUAUCAGAACCUCAAUCAUACCGGAUUCCGCAAAAUCCUGAAGAAACACGACAAGCUAUUGUCAGUUGAUACUGGUACAAAAUGGAGAGUCGAGUGCGUAGAAACGUCGCACUUUUUCACGUCCAAGGACAUAGACAAACUGAUACAGGAGACAGAGGCCACAGUGACGAACGAUCUCGAGGGGGGAGAUCGGCAACGUGCCAUGAAACGUCUUCGCGUGCCACCGCUCGGCGAGCACCAGAGUCCGUGGACGACUUUCAAAGUCGGCCUCUUCUCCGGCAGCUUCAUUAUCCUGGCGAUCGCGGUUGUUCUUUCGGCCGUCUUCCAUGACAGCGGGGAGAACCUGAAGAUCGCAUUCAGGCUGUUCCGAGGCCCCUUCCUCAUCAUCGAGUUCCUGUUCCUGAUCGGAAUCAACGUCUACGGGUGGAGGUCCUCCGGCGUGAACCACGUGCUGAUAUUCGAGCUGGAUCCGCGGAACCACCUCUCGGAGCAGCACCUCAUGGAGCUGGCCGCUAUCCUCGGCGUUAUCUGGACACUCGGCCUGCUGAGCUUCUUGUACAGUACCAGCUUGAGCAUUCCGCCGUACAUGAAUCCGCUGGGACUCGUCUGCAUCAUGCUGGCUUUCCUGCUCAAUCCGUUCAAGAUUUUCCGCUACGAGGCGCGUUUGUGGCUGCUGAAAAUCACGGGACGUGUCUUGAUAUCGCCGUUCGCGUACGUCAAUUUUGCCGACUUCUGGCUGGCGGACCAGUUCAACAGCCUGGCGACCGCGUUCCUGGACUUCCACUUUUUGAUAUGCUUUUACAUUACGAACGGCAACUGGUUGAGGGCGGGCGACACCACGCAGUGCAUGUCUGGCUCGCUUAUCGUCAGGCCUAUCGUGAAUUGUUUGCCGGCGUGGUUCCGCUUCGCGCAGUGCAUCCGUCGCUUUCGCGACUCCAAGGAGGUGUUCCCGCACCUGGUGAACGCCGGGAAGUACUCCACGACCUUCCUCGUGGUCAUAACUAAUACCUUCUUCGUGGUUCACUCGGCGGAAUACAAAAAUCACUGGGAGAACCCAUGGUUGUGGAUGUGGGUCGUUAGUUGCCUUAUCAAUUCGAUAUACUCGUACACGUGGGAUCUUAAGAUGGAUUGGGGCCUUCUAGACAGCAACGCCGGCGAGAAUCGAUUUCUGCGCGAGGAGGUAGUCUACUCGGCAGCUUGGUUUUAUUACUUUGCAAUAAUAGAAGACUUUAUACUGCGGUUCGCGUGGAUCGCGAGUUUCAUUCUCGUCGAGUGCGGAUACAUCUCCAGCGACUUGAUGACCUCCGUGGUAGCUCCUCUCGAGGUUUUCAGACGAUUUGUAUGGAACUUCUUCCGGUUGGAGAACGAGCACUUGAACAACUGCGGUAAAUUCCGAGCGGUGCGCGACAUCUCGAUAGCGCCGAUAGAGAGCUCCGAUCAGACGCAGAUCCUGCGCAUGAUGGAUGACGAGAACGGUGUACUUAACAGAGGCAAGCGCAAGAGCGGCGGUAAGAAGCAGAGCAACACGAAGGAGGAGAAGCGAGCGCUGCUGAAGGAGGAGACCAUAGACGUCGAUAUAUCGAACGCCAGUUGAACGUAACGUUUGUAAGAUUUUUAUAUAUUGUCUAUGAAAUUAUAUACCCGGGUAUAUAUACUUGUAUAUAAGUAACGUGUAUUAUGUAUAUAUACAAUAUUCUUUUUUAUUUUUAAUUUACUACAAUAUAAUAAUUGAGACCAUGGGCGCCCGGAGUGAGGGGCAAGGAGGGGCGGUUGUCCCUCCCUGGAAUCGAAAAAUUGCAAUGUUAAAAUUCUAAAUCAUAAACAAAAAAAAUUUCAUAAAUAAAUAAUACACAUAAAUCAUAUAUCUGAUAUAAUUUCGAAAUAAAAAUUUUCCUUUCGUUUUUUACUCGAGUCUCCUAUCUUUCGAGGAAUCUUAAGGUUUUGCCCCCCCUUGCAUUUUUUCUGCGGGCGCCCAUGAUUGAGACCAUCUGAAGCUGGUACUUGGCUGGUAUUUAGAGACGAGAGAGAUAACGUGCACACAUAUUUGAUUUCGCUACACAGCACAGACGAUUAUCGCGCGGCUUUAGGUGCUAGAGAUUUCGAGAUCGUUAAUCGAGUGCCUUUUUCGUAUUAUUCUUGUAUAAAAUACUGCAAGCGAGUUGUAAGAUACCCUAGUCCGCACCGAGAGUCUUCCAGUACACGAAAGCACGUAAUUACCAAAAGCUUGGACAACGAAUAGCUUCGCGAGUUUGACCGAUCCGGGCGCAUAGAGGAAUGUAAUAUAUUUGAUAUGUAUCUGCUCCAUGAAGCAGACCAUCAUAUCGAUUGUAGAUGCGAGUAUACAGUGACUUUAUUGGCUGUACCGUUACCAAAUCUUUUUCUAAGCGCUAUUUUUUAAUAGUAGAAAACCUGUACCAAUAGUUAAGUUAGCGUUGAAGGUAGAAUGAUGCUGCAAAAUUGGCGCGACUUGAUUCGAUCACGUUAUUACGCUCACGACGCGAGUGAUAUUAAACGUAUGCUAAUACUAGAGGCUGUUAUAGUAUGUACCGUUUUAUAUGUGCUGAGGAUGAUUGUAGCACUCGUGUGUAUUUUAUAUGCAGUCAUAUUGAAGAUUAUACAAGAUACGAAACUCUUUGGCAAGAGCAGAUGCACCGUUUGCGAAAGCUAGACAUAUCUAAUUUAUUAAUAUUCGUAUUAUAACGUGAUGAUGAUUGGAUAACAGUAUUUCGUAUUAUCGUUAUCGAACUAGUUCCCAUAAAAAUCCCAGACCAUAUUUUAUUAAGUUUAAUUUAGAAACAGUUAAAGAUAUAAGAGCAAAUACUUCUCUAGUGAAAGUAGGCUGAUGCUUUCAGUUGUCGUACAUUUAAGAGUACCCUCGCUCUCAAUGGGGUGUGUGUGUGUGUGUGUGUGUGUGUGUGUGUGUGUGUGUGUGUGUGUGUGUGUGUGUGUGUGAGAGAGAGAGAGAGAGAAUAGACAUGCAUAUUGUGUCGUAUUACUUAUACGAAAUUUACAAAUACUUUAAUAUAAUUACAGUAAUAUUAUGUUACUGGAAAUAGUAAUGAAAGACUAAUAUACAAUAUUUUCCAUUAAUUUUCUAAAACCUUGAAUGUAUGGUGCGUGCGUGCGUGCGUGCGUGUGUGUGUGCACACGCAGAUUUUUAUAUUAAGUCCACAAUUUAUACAUUGUACACGUAAGCUAUAAAUAUAAAGUGCACCUUUGUGCGUGAAUACUAUGUAUUUAUUUCCUUGCACUUAAUUACACUCACAGUGUACUCGUACAUGCACGUGCAAAAACAAUAUCUUGUGUGUGGUCAACGAAUAGCAAUACGCAGAUGUAAAUUUCAUAUGUCGUAUUCCGUUUUUAAUUGUGAUGUCAUUAAAUGCUUUAAUGAUUUUAUAGAAAUUUUCUUUUGUAUGAACGAUCGGAAUCGCGGAGGUAUGAACAUUGAAUAUUUUUAUAUUUUAUAUACAUAUAUUUGUAUUUCUACAUUCUAUACAAUAACCGUGAAAGUAUAUCUGAACAUUUUGCAACGUAUGCAUUAGCGUGUAUGAUUAUGUGCAUUAUUGUUUUACUGAUUGCUUAUGUAAAAUGUAUAUAAUUUUUUGGCUAAUAAAAUCAAUAAGUUACAUCUUGUUAUAAACAAA
Messenger RNA from Ooceraea biroi (clonal raider ant), 4240 nucleotides. RefSeq names its product xenotropic and polytropic retrovirus receptor 1 homolog. Lineage: Eukaryota; Metazoa; Arthropoda; Insecta; Hymenoptera; Formicidae. Gene Ontology annotation, molecular function: inositol hexakisphosphate binding; phosphate transmembrane transporter activity. The record is from RefSeq and is a predicted model, not a curated record. Gene Ontology annotation, cellular component: cytoplasm; plasma membrane; Golgi apparatus. Gene Ontology annotation, biological process: cellular response to phosphate starvation; phosphate ion transport.